AUGAUGUUGAAUAGACAUUCUAGGUCUUCAAGACCUAGGAAAUCAAAACCAAGAAGUUCGGGAAGAAGUAAAACUCUUUCAAAAAAUAAAGUAGUCAUAAGACGUUUACCACCAUUGUUGCCUGAAAAUCAGUUCUUAGAAUCAAUUAAACAAUGGGUAAACGAAAACACAACUGAUCAGCUCAAGUUUUAUCCAGGGCGAGUUAGUAAAAGUAAAAAUAAAGAAUGUAUUUAUUCAAGAGCUUACAUACAUUUCAAAAAUAUUGAACAAGUACUGGAAUUUCAUAGAGUCUAUGAUAAUCAUUUAUUUAGAGAUAAACAAGCAGAAGAGGCACAACAAAACGCAUUUAAAGAACCAAGCGCUACUUUAGAAGGUGGUGCUACUCAAUUAGAAAGAUUGGAAAAUCGUUUAGCUAGUGCUGCAGCAUUGAAUGCGUCUGAAAAGCCAAAAACUACUCCAUUAAUUGAAUAUUUACGUGCUCAAAAAUCUGAUAAUAAUAAUUCAGAUCAAAAAAUUGAUAAGAUAGGUGAUGAUGCUACUACUAAAGCUGAAACCAACGAAUCAAAAGAAAAGGAAAUCACAAGAAAUCCAGCUGUAAAAAUAACAAUUCAACAACGUCAAAAGGAUCAAAUAAGACAAAUCAUACAAAGACCAGUAAAAAAAGAAGAUAAAGAAUCUACAAUUGACAAUAAUAAUAGUGAAACAAAGAAGAAUGAAACGUCUAACAAGGAAAUAACUUCAACUAAUUCAUCCAUACGAUCAUCCACCACAAGUUAUUCACAAUCAUCAAAUUCUUCAUAUUCACCACAUCGUGGUAGACGUGAUAAAAGAAGAAAUUAUAGCUUUGAUAAUAAACCACACCACGGCCAAAUACAAAUAUUAACUAAACCUCAAUCUCAACAACAAAAAGCUGCUAUAAAUACAUCUAAUACUACCACUGAUUCUACUACUGCAUCUUCUUCACCUGCAUCAUCAUCCACAGCGAAAACUUCUGCUACUACUAGUAUAGUAGUAGCAGCAGCAGCACUUCCAAUCAUCAGCAACAUUCAAAUAAUGUACCACCUUCAAACAAUCGUAGAAGUAGAGGUUAUUAUAGUAGAAGAGGAAGAUGGUAAAUGA
Messenger RNA from Entrophospora candida, 1119 nucleotides. The record is from the annotation of a GenBank genome assembly. NCBI's taxonomy places the organism in Eukaryota, Fungi, Glomeromycota, Glomeromycetes, Entrophosporales, Entrophosporaceae.